CUUCGUCUUUUCCACGACGCGCAGGAAGCGACGAGCCGACCACGGCGGCGCCGUGGAGGUUGAGGAGGGAGAGGCCAGCGCGCACCACGAGGGGCCGGACCUGAUCAGCCUCCUCCCGGACUGCGUCCUGGGCGAGAUCGUCAGCCUCCUAGACACCGAGGAGGGCGCCCGCACCGCCGUCCUCUCCCGCCGCUGGCGCUACAUCUGGCGCUCAGCGCCGCGUAACCUCGACGAUCGUCUCCGGUUCAUCUACCCCGACAGGGAACGCCUGCAAGUCAUCUCCCAAAUCAUCGAUGCUCACCCGGGCCCCGUCCGCCGCCUCGCCGUCAGGUCCUUCAUCUCCUCCUACGUCCGCCGCUACAACGAUUGGUUCCCCCUUCCGAUGUUCGACGCGCUACAGGACCUCGUCCUCCACUUCCCCUACACACCCGACCGCCUUCAUCGGAUGCCGGCCACCGCACUCCGCUUCAGCUGUCUCCGCGUUCUGGACAUCGACAACUGCACCUUCUCGGCCAUCGGUUUCUUGCCGGCCUUCCCCUGCCUGACCUAUCUCUCUCUCUCCGCCGCGUCGGCAUCACCGAGGAGCUCCUCCAUGGCAUGAUCUCCAAUAGCCCGGAAAUUGAGCAUUUAAUGCUCGACACGAAUUUUGGCCACCGCCGCCUGUGCCUCUCCCUGCCAACGCUAAGGUGCCUGGCGGUUUCGGUCACACACUUCAAUAGGAUGGAGGAGAUUGAGCUGGAGGACAUCGAAGUUGAGGAUGCUUCAAGCCUGGAACGGCUAGUGAUGCAUGAGACCAAAUAUGGUCCAUCCGUGAGGAUUCCUGGACCGACAAAGCUCAAGAUGUUAGGCUACCUUGGAAAUGGCUUUCCCAUUAUUCAGCUUGGCCACACGAUCUUUAAGCUUGGCGGACCAGUUCAUGGUUCCCGUCAGCUUGGCGGACCAGUUCUCCACGGUGACAAUAUUAGCAUUAGACAUGCCUCAGCUGAAGUUGAAGGUUGUCAUUGGGUAUUUAUCAUGUUUUCCGUGCUUGGAGAAGCUCCAUGUCAAGUUGCUGACGUAUGCAUGGGAUAGCUAUAAGUGUGCCCUGCGCUGGGAUCCAUCUUCUCCUAUCGAGUGCCUUAACCGAAGUCUGAAGACCAUCGUGCUGCAAUUAUAUGGAGGGCGAAGAACACAUGUUGAAUUCGCCAAGUUUUUUUAUCAAGAGAGCAAGGGUCCUAGAGCUCAUGAAAUUCUGUUCCAUUAGAGCGGACACAACAAGAUGGCAUCAAAAACAGCAUAGGCAGCUCAAUAUAAACAGCAGGGCUUCAAGGCGUGCCAAAUUUCUUUUUGUGCGACAGUGUGAUUCGCCCUCAAGGUUUGGGAUGGAUAAGUGCUUCUCAAGGAAAGAGCCCUUCAAAGAAACUAUAUGAUUGGUGAUUGUUUCUGUGUCGCUGUGUUCCAUAUUUCCAUUCUUCGUGGAGUCAGUCUGUCAGUGCGUGUUCCGACUCAAUUG
Messenger RNA from Panicum hallii, 1492 nucleotides. RefSeq lists its product as uncharacterized. Bases 598 to 1071 code for a protein of 157 amino acids. The transcript has 3 exons. The record is from RefSeq and is a predicted model, not a curated record. NCBI's taxonomy places the organism in Eukaryota, Viridiplantae, Streptophyta, Magnoliopsida, Poales, Poaceae.